GCACACUACAGUCGCGCAACAUUGGCACAAGCGGCGAAGGAUGCAGCCGCGCAUGUCCGUUGCCAGCCGCCCGCCCAAGAGGUUCCAUGCGAUGCGCGGAGUCUUCGGCGCCUACUACCAGGACGCCGACGCGCUCGUCAAGCCGCGCGAGUCCAGCCGCGCCUCGGCGCGCGAGUCCAGCCGCGUCGUCGCGCGCGGUGGCAUUCCCCGGCACACGCAGCCCAGCUACGGCGACCACCCGCUCGCCUUCUUCGCAUCCGAGCCGCCGCCGCACUUUGCCACGCUCGAGCACGCGGAUCCCGUCCUCCGCGUACACCUCCAAACGAUCGAGACGAGCAUUUGCACGAUCCAGGAGAUCCGAAAUGACCUCGCCCCUUAUUUAUAACAUACCCCAACAACAACACGUGCUUUGUACCCCGUCCAUAUUGAAGCCGAUUCCG
Molecule: messenger RNA, 440 nt
Organism: Saprolegnia parasitica CBS 223.65
Lineage: Eukaryota; Oomycota; Saprolegniomycetes; Saprolegniales; Saprolegniaceae
Exons: 1
Coding region: 41-385 (114 amino acids)
Source: RefSeq, a predicted model, not a curated record